UCAAAUAAGAAUACCAUAUGGACCACACAGCGUCUCGAUGCUUCGAAUGCAACGUUAUCAGCCCAUUAAAAAGGUAAAGAUAAGAAUGGUACUGCACUUAAUUCCUAACUUCUUCGCCGGGACUUGUUGCACAAAAUGUCUGAUGCAGCCCAAGUGUUGCCGCAAGGAGCUGGUUAUGGAGUUGUUGUCGGCAUAGGCCUAUUUUUCAGCGCAUUCAUGGUCGGGUUGACUGCAAUUCAAGCCCGAUACACCGCUUUUUCUCCGAAGAAUUCGGAAGAGUUCAGUAGUGCUUCACGAAGCGUAAAGCCAGGGUUGAUAGCGUCGGGAAUAGUUUCUGCUUGGACGUGGGCGGCCACCUUGCUUCAAAGUUCGGCGGUGGCGUAUAAAUACGGUAUCAGUGGUCCGUAUUGGUAUGCCUCCGGUGCCACCAUUCAAGUUCUUCUCUUUGCAAUGUUGGCUGCCAAACUGAAGCUCAACGCGCCGUACGCCCACACAUGGCUCGAAAUUGUGGGUGCUCGAUGGGGAAAGACGGCUCAUCUUGUCUUUAUGUUCUUCGGGUUAGCUACGAAUGUCAUCGUGAGCUCCAUGCUCAUUCUCGGCGGAAGCGCUACGGUCACUGACUUGACUGGCAUGAGCACACUCGCUGCUUGCUUCUUGAUACCCCUUGGUGUGGCAAUCUAUGUCGUUGUCGGAGGAAUGCGAUCAACGCUUUUAUGUGAUUAUACGCAUACCACCGUGCUUUUUGCCAUAAUCCUGACAUUCGUCUUCACGGUCUACGCAACAAGUGACAAAAUCGGAAGCCCGGCGAAGAUGCACGAGCUUCUCACCUCAGCAGCCGCGUCUAAUCCGGUCUCAGGGAACGCUCAUGGAUCCUACGUGACUUUGAGGUCCAAGAACGGGCUCAUUUUUGGUGUGAUCAACAUUAUAGGUAAUUUUGCGACGGUGUUUCAAGAUCAGGCGUAUUGGCAACGCGCCAUUGCCAGCAGACCUGCAAGUACUGUGAAAGCUUACUUAUUAGGAGGACUGGCUUGGUUUGCGAUUCCUUUCACAUUGGCUACCACCCUAGGUCUCUCAGCGGUCGCUUUGACUGGCGACCCAGAUAUGACAGUCCUAACAGCGGCAGACGUUUCCGCCGGUUUACCCGCUGCAGCUGCAGCUUCAGCUUUACUUGGAAAGUCAGGCGCUGCGGCUCUACUGAUCCUUCUUUUCCUUGCUGUUACGUCGGCAACGUCAGCCGAACUUAUAGCGGUUUCGUCUCUCUUAACGUAUGAUGUGUACAAGAGAUAUAUCGACCCCAAAGCGACGGAGCCGCAGAUUCUAAGGAUGGGUCAUUUAAUGGUAGCUGCAUAUGCAGUCACCAUGGGAUUGGCCGGGCUCAUCUUCUAUUACAUCGGUGUCUCUAUGGGAUGGCUUUAUACAUUCAUGGGGGUCAUCCUUGGUUCGGGUGUAGUGCCUAUCGCUCUUUGCAUCACAUGGAAGAAGGCCAAUAAGUGGGGCUGCAUAGGUGGUGCGAUCGCUGGAUUUGCCGCUGGUAUUAUUGCAUGGCUUGUAACGACUACAUGUCUCAACGAUGGUGUUAUAAAUGUCACAACCAGUGGAGGCGAUUAUGAGAUGCUUGCCGGAAAUUUGGCAUCUAUUGGGGUCGGAGGAAUUAUAGCGACUGUAUCGUCUCUGAUUUGGCCUGAAAACUUUGACUUCGAUAUCACGCGUUCGCUUAAUCUGCCUGAAAGCAUCUCAGGUACAAAAGACAAAGUGACUUGCGAUGAUCUGGAUCGCAAGGAGAAGUCCCCAGAUGUAUCCUCCUCAACGCAUGAAGCCUGUGUCGAAGACGAAGACCUUGACCCGGUUGCACUGAAGAAGGCAUUUAAUUUCGCAACCUGGUCAUCAGUGGCGUUGCUUUUGAUAUUGAUCAUAAUAGUACCGCUACCGCUUUUCUUCGCUUCGACGAUUUAUGGAACUGGGGGGUUGACAGCGUGGAUUGUUAUCGGGAUCAUUUGGACUUUUCUCUCUGCCUUUGCUGUGGUUCUUUAUCCGUUGUGGGAGAGCCGGGAGGCUUUGGGAAUGAUUUUUAGAGGCGUUAUCAAGGAUAUCUUCUCGAGAGGCGGUGGAAAAUACGUCCCUCCGACUUCUGUCCCUGCUUAAUUUUUAGUUCAUGAAGACGAGUAGGAUUCUACUAUUUCAAGGAUAUACUGCAGAUGAUAGAUUUAAUAUCUAGCUGCUUUACUAUUUACCGAGUACCUGAAAAUAAAGAAGGAGACAGUGAAGCAGGUCCCAUUUUAGUCAAGACACC
This is a messenger RNA of Guyanagaster necrorhizus, 2290 nucleotides long. RefSeq names its product urea transporter. NCBI's taxonomy places the organism in Eukaryota, Fungi, Basidiomycota, Agaricomycetes, Agaricales, Physalacriaceae. The record is from RefSeq and is a predicted model, not a curated record. The transcript has 20 exons. Gene Ontology annotation, cellular component: plasma membrane. Gene Ontology annotation, biological process: urea transmembrane transport. Bases 136 to 2142 code for a protein of 668 amino acids. Gene Ontology annotation, molecular function: urea transmembrane transporter activity.